Messenger RNA from Sorghum bicolor (sorghum), 1795 nucleotides. Its product is annotated as 3-ketoacyl-CoA synthase 17. Gene Ontology annotation, cellular component: membrane. The record is from RefSeq and is a predicted model, not a curated record. Gene Ontology annotation, molecular function: acyltransferase activity, transferring groups other than amino-acyl groups. Lineage: Eukaryota; Viridiplantae; Streptophyta; Magnoliopsida; Poales; Poaceae. The transcript has a single exon. The coding region runs from base 136 to 1539 and encodes 467 amino acids. Gene Ontology annotation, biological process: fatty acid biosynthetic process.
CUCUCCAUGCCUAUAAAAGUACAUUCCCAGCCAAGAGCAGAGCAAAGUCCCCUGCCACGCCACCACACCAGUAACUAGGCAGUGCACUCUACCUCUAGCUCACCAGGGGGAAGAGGCACUCGGACUUCGGUGGUCAUGUUGUCGAGCAAGGCGGCGGCGGCGGCGGCGGCGGCCAUGGCUUCCCUCCGCACCCUCCCGCUCCCGGUGCUCGUGCCCCUCGUCGUCUCAGCGCUGGUCUUCCUGGGCACCGUGCUCCGGCGCCUGCUGAGGCGUCAGCGGCCGGUGUACCUCCUGAACUACAGCUGCCACCUCCCGGACGCGGAGCGGCAGGUGAACCUGGAGGUGUGCGAGUACUUCGGCCUCAAGUGCCGGCGCUACUCCGACGACAUCGCCGACUUCAUGCGCCUCGUGUACAGCAAGUCCGGCCUGGGCCAGGAGACCUUCGCGCCGCCCUUCAUCUACUCGGGCAAGUUCGAGAAGACGCUGGCCUUCGCCAUCCAGGAGGCCGAGGAAGGCCUGUUCGCCGUGGUGGAGCAGCUCCUGUCCAAGUCGGACGUGAGUCCCGGCGACAUCAGCGUCCUGGUGGUGGCCUGCUCCAUGUUCUCCCCGAUGCCGUCGCUGGCGUCCAUGAUCGUGCGCCGGUUCAAGAUGCGUCCCGACGUCAAGUCCUACAGCGUCGCCGGGAUGGGCUGCAGCGCCGGGACGGUGGGCAUCGACACGGCGGCGCGCUCGCUGCGCGCGCGCGGCGGCGGCGGCGGCGGGUACGCGCUGGUGGUGGUGACGGAGAACACGAGCCUCAACUGGUACUUCGGCAAGAACAAGCACAUGCUGGUGACCAACUGCAUCUUCCGCGUGGGCAGCGCGGCGGCGCUGGUGACGGACGUGCCGUCCCGGCGCGCCGACGCCAAGUACGAGCUGGUGCGGACGCUGCGGACGCACCACGGGUCCGACGACGCGGCCUUCAACGCGGCGCUGCAGAUGGAGGACGAGGAAGGGAACCUGGGCGUGGCGCUGACCAAGGACCUGGUGCGCGUCGCCGGCGCGGCGCUCCGGCGGCACAUCACGGCGCUGGGCCCCCGGGUGCUCCCCGUGCCGGAGAUGCUCCGGUACGCGUGGCGGGUGGCGCGCGCCUACGCGGCGGGGAACCGCAAGGCGGCGGCGGCGGAGGUGCCCGACUUCCAGCGCGCGUUCGAGCACUUCUGCAUCCACUCGGGCGGGAAGGCGGUGAUCGACUCGGUGGCGCGGCUGAUGGGGUUCGGGCCGUACGUGGUGGAGCCGGCGAGGUCGACGCUGCACCGGUUCGGCAACACGUCCAGCAGCCUGGUGUUCUACGAGCUGGCCUACUUCGAGGCCAAGCGCCGGGUGCGCGCCGGCGACCGCCUCUGGAUGCUGGCGUUCGGGACCGGGUUCAAGGCGUGCAGCAACGUGUGGCGCGCGCUGCGCGACGCCGCGCCCGACGCCGACAACCCGUGGAACGGAUGCGUCCACCGCUACCCGGUGCCGCCGCCGCCGCCGUCCAAGACGCACAAGCAUGCUUGAUGUACGUAUUAUAUUAUUUAUAACAUCAUCAUUAGCGACGCAUCUCGUGCUUGCGUCUGCGUCAGUCGUUUGAGAAGCAAAACAUUUCAGUUGUUUGGUAUGCUUGGAUGCAUGAUGAUCGCCUGUCUCAUUAGCUCCAUCCAAGACCUAUGUAUGCAUUGUUUGAUGAGGCAUAUCUAUUUGUGUGUCAAUGAUAUAUAUCAUACUAUAAAAGGCAACAUACAUGCCGUUCUGUUUGGGGCGUGAAAUUUUUAUU